This is a messenger RNA of Porites evermanni, 2131 nucleotides long. NCBI's taxonomy places the organism in Eukaryota, Metazoa, Cnidaria, Anthozoa, Scleractinia, Poritidae. The record is from the annotation of a GenBank genome assembly.
UCAUGAUGACAAACCAAAAGACUGUUUUCGUGUCAUUUCCUAUUUUGCUCAUGUGAAGAAUUAUUGUUAAAGGCGAAGGUAAAGACGACCUAACAGGUUGGUCAGCAGUUUCGGAUCAUCGUCCGGUCGAUUGUCAACAUAACCUCUAGAUUUGCGGUAAAUAUUUGACGAUCGAAGAAAUAUAAACACAAAACUCUUGAUGAGCAAACAGUAGAAACACAAGAUGAGUGGCAGUAUACGAAGCAAUCCUAUCGAACGAAGAUUCAGAAGGCGACAAACUGAAGAUUAUCAUCAACGGGUAUGUAGAAAUCGUUCGUGCGAUCUUUACAAGAACGGUUUGAGUGUCGGUUACAGUCGAUGUUUUUAUUUCAGUUAAUAGUAAUCACAGCUGUUAACCAUUGCGUUUUAGAAUUCGCUUCUACCUUUACGUAACUGUUAGUUAACUGAAGGACAUCGAUCGUGUACUUGUUUUACUUCGUCUCGGCGAGGCGCAAACUAUGAUCUUCCGAUAUAAACAUGCUGUAGAUCGAAGUGAAUUUUAAUACGGCGCACCGUGGCGUGAAAGUUAACGUUCUACAUGUAGAUCUCAUAUCGAUCUUGUAUAUGAAGCCAAUAUAAUUGAUUGGAACAGUUGUGAGAAAAAAAAGACCAGACGGCGUUUUGCCAGGUUAAAUGAUAUCAAAUCAAUUAUGUGCAGUAUUUUAAAGUGCUCGUCCUUAAUACAUGCAAUAUCAUCCAGCAGAUUUUUAAAUUUACUUUCUUCCGUAUUUGGUGCUUGUCAAAUAGUAAAAACAUCAUUAAUAUUAGUAUGUAUUUAUAUAAGAUCAAUUUAUAUCCUCGAAUGAAAUGUGUAAGAGUAGAGACAUUUUAAAAACCCUUGACUGAAGUAUAUUUUCACCUCUUCUGUUAAAUAUUUACAUAAUUUUAAUUUACUUUCUGUCAUGGCAACAAAACGAAUUUAGAAAACGAGUUUGUUGUUCCAAAUUACGCUCAACUCUAUAAUCUUUGUAAUUUGAUCUACUUGUUAAUUUUAGCUGCAAAAUGUCAAGCCAUUCCUUGAUAUAACACCACCAAAAGAACAUCAACACCUUCAGUUAUCUGUAAAAAAGCUACAGGUAAGGCACUUUAAUUUUUUGUUAGCGGAAAUGUCUUAAUAACACAUUGCCCAAUAUCCAGAAAUGUACUUGCCUUUUUAUUACAUAAGACUGAGAAAGAGAAAUACAGUAUAACUGGAAUAUAUACUUUAACUGAGCAGAACUUUAACGAAUUAGUUUUUUUUUUUGCGUCCUAACCUAAGUGAUGAUGAGAUCAUUGAGGCCCAUGCCCAGAGCAUCUACCAUGACAGAGUUUUCUAACAAAUUCAGGCAAGUUCUAGAAGUAUCUGAAUUUCUUCUGAGUCUACUUUUAAUUGUUCCACAGAUGCAGCAGGAAAGACAGGCUGCCAUUGAUCGACAGAAUGAAGUGAUUCUUUCAGCACUGAUGAAAAUCAAACAGUCACCUGCCAGGGUAGACCAUUGGAAAAAGGACUGGAAACCAAGGUUUGUUAAUUAAUUACCGUAUUUAUUCGAUUAACCGCCCUGGGCGCUUAUUAAAUUUUUUGACCUUGAGAGUUUUUCGCUUAUUCGAGUUGGGCGCCUAUUCCAGGCUGGGCGCUCAUUAAAUUUUCACCAUUCUCAGCAAGUGUAGUAGUAUAUUUUGCAACAAAACAGUAAAUGCUAAUUACAAAAAGCGAAGAUGCAACAAAACAAGGUUUCUGUAAAAUACUCUGAAGAAAACUCCGUCUUCGGGAGGGUCUCUUAUUAUCUCUUAUUGGAGUUUUGUGGGAGGGAGUAGGGGGGCGCUUAUUCGAGGCUGGGCGCUUAUUAACUUUUUCUGCCUUUAGGAUGGGCGCUUACUUGAGGUGGGCGCUAAUUCGAGGUUGGGCGCUUAAUCGAACAAAUACCGUAAAUGUUANGAAGUAUCUGAAUUUCUUCUGAGUCUACUUUUAAUUGUUCCACAGAUGCAGCAGGAAAGACAGGCUGCCAUUGAUCGACAGAAUGAAGUGAUUCUUUCAGCACUGAUGAAAAUCAAACAGUCACCUGCCAGGGUAGACCAUUGGAAAAAGGACUGGAAACCAAGGUUUGUUAAUUAA